Ochotona curzoniae (black-lipped pika) is the source of this 2136-nucleotide messenger RNA. RefSeq names its product zinc finger AN1-type containing 5 (gene ZFAND5). Bases 1414 to 2055 code for a protein of 213 amino acids. The transcript is spliced from 6 exons. The record is from RefSeq and is a predicted model, not a curated record. NCBI's taxonomy places the organism in Eukaryota, Metazoa, Chordata, Mammalia, Lagomorpha, Ochotonidae. Gene Ontology annotation, molecular function: DNA binding; zinc ion binding.
CCCUACAUGAAAGGGAGGCACAAACUUUGAAAUUCCACGUUGCAGCCUUAUUCAGAGAGCUGCCCCGAGCGAGCAUGCCCAUAUUAACAGAAGGCCUCGGCGAUGUGAUUCGGUGUCCAGGGGCCACCCCGAGCUCCCGGCCGCCGACGGCGGGUCCUGGCCCGGGCGUGCGCGCGUGCAGCGCCCCGUGUGCGCUGCAUUGUGCGUGGCGAGCUCCCGCACGCAGGAGUGCCGCCUCGGCGCGGGCUGAGGGUAUAAAUAGAAGCUGAUUUCAGAGGCUGUCACAUUGCCACCUUGUGACAGGCUGAGGCCUCCCAUGUGAUCCCGGCAAGCUGUGCGCGGGGACGGGAGGCAGCCCAUGGCCCCUUGGGGGUCCCGCGGCCGGGAAGGGAAGACUAAGGGGGCCGGAGCUUGCGGUGCUGCAGUGGGUGACAUCGCGAGUCCGCCUCGCCUGCCCGAGUCCACGGCGGCGGUGCUUCCCGUGGCUGGCCUGCAGUUCCGGCCCAGGGCUUUGUCCGGCGGUGCUGAGGAAGUGCUGCCGUUGGGCUGCGUGAACUGUCCAACUUUGUGCACGCUUUGCUGCGUCCGGACAAAGAAAUGCAAAUUCAUUUUCUUGUCACUGCAAGAAGCGACUUAAAAAUCCAGGCUGAAAAUGUGUAUUAAUAAACUUAAUAAGUGAUGUUGAAAUGUUUAUACUACCCUGCUCCAAAAUGAGUCAGCUAAAUUCCACUUACUAUUUAAAGAGACAGCGUCCCCUACAUUAGCAUUGCUCAAAACAAGCUGUGGCUCUUGAUCACUUUCCAUACAAACUCAGUGGCUUUCCAGAAAAGUUCUUGGAAAAGCAUGUUCUGGAAAACUUGCCCAUUUCAGAGCUCUUUUUAACUUUUGUAAACUCAGUACAUUUUCUGCAACUUGCCCUGCAGUGGUACUUAUCAUUUAACAAAUGGAAAAAUUGUCAUUUUGAAGUUGAGGAGUACUCAGUCCUUCCCUCUUAGAAUUUGGAUAAUUACCGUUUGCUUGCUUAAUUGUAUUUUAGUGAAUUGUAGUUGGAAAAUGACCGACUGCAAAGAGUUAACCACUACUUUUGUUUGUGAGUUCUUGAGUAAUGGGCGUUUCUCUUACCAGAAGGAAGGACUUCGUGUUGACUCUGUUUCUCUUCAUUUGAGCCAGACUUCUGGGAAAGCAAGGGUGAACUUGAUGUAGGUUUUCCCUGGUAGUAUAACAUUAAUAUUUAGUUAGUAAAGGUAUUUAUGUUGCUCGGCUGCCGCCAAUUUGAGCUUGCAAAUGUUUUCUUCUGGUUGUAAGACAAAUAGUAGAGCCUUAGGCUGAGAACUCCGAGAUUGGUGGGAAUGGAACCUGGCUUUCCUAAGCAGCUGGCACCCACACUCAGGGCCUCGGAGGAGGCUGAAAAAUAUGGCUCAAGAGACUAACCAGACCCCAGGGCCCAUGCUGUGUAGCACAGGAUGUGGCUUUUAUGGGAAUCCUAGGACAAAUGGAAUGUGUUCCGUUUGCUACAAGGAGCACCUUCAGAGACAACAGAAUAGUGGCAGAAUGAGCCCAAUGGGGACAGCUAGUGGUUCCAACAGUCCUACCUCAGACUCUGCAUCUGUACAAAGAGCAGACGCUAGCUUAAACAACUGUGAAAGUGCUGCUGGUAGCACAUCUGAAAAAUCAAGAAAUGUGCCUGUGGCUGCUUUGCCAGUAACUCAGCAAAUGACAGAAAUGAGCAUUUCAAGAGAGGACAAAAGAACUACCCCGAAAGCAGAGCUGUCAGAGCCAGUGGUCACUCAGCCCAGUCCAUCCGUUUCUCAGCCCAGUGCUUCUCAGAGUGAAGAGAAGGCUCCUGAGUUGCCCAAGCCAAAGAAGAACAGAUGUUUCAUGUGUAGAAAGAAAGUUGGCCUUACAGGGUUCGACUGCCGAUGUGGAAACUUGUUUUGUGGACUUCAUCGUUACUCUGACAAGCACAACUGCCCUUACGAUUACAAAGCAGAAGCUGCAGCGAAAAUCAGGAAAGAGAAUCCAGUUGUUGUGGCUGAGAAAAUCCAGAGAAUAUAGAGUACUACUUGUGAAGAGACUGAAAGUUUGUUUUUAUUUUAAUAUAUCGUAGGAAAACAUUAAAGAGCAGAUGCAUGGCCA